CUGCGCUAGGAAGAUGAUGGUGGACUUUGCAGCAGAUGAAGGGGGCACCGAAAGGCCCUUCAACAAGUCUUUCCCCCUAUUUGCAGGCUCAGCAGUAGCUCAGUGUGAGAGCCAGGGUGUGCCCCAUGCAGGAGAGUCCAGGAUGCAAGGGGGUGCAGGAAUUGCUGCUUGGGAAGGAGAAAGGCAAGGCCAGCAGCAAGCAGCCAGGUAAGGGGAUCCUAACCCCUACGCCAUCCUCAUCCCUACCACAGGCCACAGGCAAGAAGAAGCCACAGAAGAAGAAGAAAAAGAAAGCAGACCAGGAUGACAGUAACACCAGGAGCAGCGGGCAUGGCAGCAGCCCCUCCGCCUCUGAUGAGACAGAUAAACAUCACAGCAAAAGCAGGAAGCAUCAGACCCUCUCUGCUCAGUUACUUGAAAUACUAAGCGUCAGGAAGGAUCCUGACCUAGCACAAAAUGCUGUCAAGGGGAUUCACAUUGAUGCAGAAAUAAAUAAGUUUUUAUUAUCAGCUUCCAAUACUUCAGGCUCUACCCAAACAGAGCAGGACAUUUCUGAUCAGAUCAAUGAAAGCCUUCGGUGGGAUGGGAUUCUUGAAGAUCCUGCUGCUGAGGAAGAAAGGCUGCGUAUCUAUAAACUGAACAGAAGGAAACGCUACGGGUUAUAUGUCCAGCAACAGCUACCCACAGAGCCAUGUUUGACUCUGAAGCAUUUCCCAUUACUUCAAACCAAAGAUCCAUACACAAACAGUGUUCAGACAAUAUGUCAGGAGGAUCGCUCCAGUCCUUAUUUUCAGGAAAAUAAAGAAGAGGUCCUGAAUGCUGAGCUAGCUACUAAAGUGUCUGAACUGCAACCAGCAGCAUUACCAAAUAUUUCUCAGGAAGUUGUGUAAACCAGUAUUGUUCUCUAUUUUAUAUCUGUAUUUAAAACAGUAACGGCAACAAAACCGUCACUUUGAAACUUUGUAUAUACCUUUGUUCACAGCAAUGUUGUUAGUGGGAUUUAUUCCCCAUACUAACAGGGUAUUCCAUUUACUUCUGCCAGACCUGUUAUAAAACUCUACAUGGAAAGUGGACAAUAAAACAAUUAUUUUGAUGGUUUUAUUAAAA
Messenger RNA from Trachemys scripta elegans, 1107 nucleotides. It is a transcript of the gene LIAT1, whose product is annotated as chromosome 18 C17orf97 homolog. The record is from RefSeq and is a predicted model, not a curated record. Bases 126 to 890 code for a protein of 254 amino acids. NCBI's taxonomy places the organism in Eukaryota, Metazoa, Chordata, Testudines, Emydidae. Gene Ontology annotation, biological process: protein arginylation. The transcript has 2 exons.